AUGUUUCGGGAAGGGUUUCUGCCGCACGCGUUGAUUCAGCUUCUGUUCCUCACCUCCUUAUUAGUUGUCCAUGUGCCAGCUGGCUAUGCAACCCCCAUUUCAAUGGUUCAAACAGUAAAUGAUUUGUGGAGCUCGCUGGCCAUGCGGGCUGCGAAGGAGACCAUUGCAGCCGUCCUCGUGGGACGUCAGCAUCACCUGGGCCUGGAGGUAGACGGCGUCACGUACGAUCUGCUUCUAGGCAACGAACAGGAGGCCGUGCAGGAAGCACGCAAGCGCGCCACAGCUGCCGCUGCUACCGCGGCGGCGGCAGGGGCGGCAGCAGCGGCAGCAGCCUCUGCCGCCUCCGUCGCCGAUGGCGUAGUCCCUGCUGCCCAGGCCCUCCCUGCAGCUGUCCCUCGGGAGCCCACCGCCUCCACCUCCACCUCCACUUCAGCCGACGCGGUGGACAAGCCCUCCACCUCCGCAGCCGCAGUGCCCUCCGUCGUCAGCGGCUCUCAGGAGGUGGCCCUGCUGCAGCUGUUCAACGGGCCUCGGAGCAGCCGCUCCCUGGAGCUUCCCGAAACAACGCUGGCGGGGCCCCUGGAGCUCUUGCUGCCGGUUCCGGAGCCGGUCAGUAUAUACUCCCCGCUGGCUGCUGACGUGGGUGGCCCUGUACGGCGGGUGGUCAUCGAUACGGGGGUCACUGUGCGGGUGGCGGGGCUGCGGAGAGUCAGCCUCAGGCGGCCUCUGGACCUGCCCCGCCUGCCCGGGCAGUACCUGGCGGAGGUGUACGCGCAGGUGGCCACGGGGGAGGCGGAGGAGGGAUUUGGGUCAGCGCCGGGCAUAGUGUACCUGGCGGAGCAGAUCCGGAAGUCUGCGGAGUCAGCCGCCAACAGCAGCAGCCACAGCGGGCGGGAAGCUGGCGCGAGGGGGAAGCAGGGGGCGCCCGCGGUGUUGUCGCUGGAGGUGGAGACGGUGGCGCCAGGAGCGCUGACGCUCACCUCGGCUCCGGAGCUGCCGCCGCCGUACGCCGCCGCCGCGGCCCCCCGUCUCAAGGUCCGGCGGCUGGCGGGAGGCAGCGUGGAGCUGUCCCUUCGGCAGGGCCAACUAACCCCAGCAGACACGUUCAACCCAGCUGCUGUAUCCCGGGUGUGGGCCUGGCCACUGCCCCACACCGACAGCUCGUCCUGGUUGCCGUACGAGACGCUGCUGCGUUCCAUACUGGCGUCGCACCCGUUCAACGUUGACAAAGUCAUCCGCCGGGGCAUCGGCUUGCGGCUGACCAAGUCCUCCAUCCAGGGCACACACCUCAUCGCUUUCGAUAUGGAGGUGCGCGCCAGGUCGCCGCGGCCGCCGGAGCUGGAGGGCGCGCCGUACGAAUGGAACGAGAUGCCUCUGGAGAUCUGGGAGGCCGUGGUGCAGGUCCAACCCCAAGGGCAGACGCACACGCAGGCGGCCGCUGCGGAGGGCGGCAGCACCACCACCACCAGUGCGGCGGCUGGGGAGGGCUUCCGGUUCGUGCCGCUGCAUGCGAAGAGGAAGCAAACCUUCCAGAACACCCUGACCAUGUCGCGGUCCGCCAUGAUCCUGGCGCUGACGGGCGGCGUCAAUGCCACUGUGGGGGGCCCGGACGGCGACGGGUACGACCAGGUGGAGCUGGGCCUAGCUGCCAACGCACCCUGA
Molecule: messenger RNA, 1662 nt
Organism: Volvox carteri f. nagariensis
Lineage: Eukaryota; Viridiplantae; Chlorophyta; Chlorophyceae; Chlamydomonadales; Volvocaceae
Exons: 7
Coding region: 1-1662 (553 amino acids)
Source: RefSeq, a predicted model, not a curated record